AUUCAAACAUUUUUCGUGACAAUAGUAUUGGAUAAUGUACCGUAAGUGGAGGUAACACUGAGUGUAUUCGUUACAUCGCUUUGCUUCCCUUUGGCUUUCGUUACAUCCUAACAGUUAAUCACUUUGCGUUUCAAAUCUCACAAUAUUUUUUCCCGUUUUCUGAUUUGUGUGCUGUUCAAUUUCAAACACGAGUCCGCUUAUUUCAUUAUCCGACCUAAUAUUAGAUCGGAUACUGAUCAAGAAUGGUUUUAUGACAUCUAAGGAACAAACAAUUUCACAACUCGUUCUUUUUGCAGAAGUUCCAGUUAUGACUACAGCCUAAAUGAUUUCCAUAGUUAGAUACCAGGCUUAAAAUCAUGGCGUUGUAUGGUGCUCCGUUUCCCAGAUAUAUAACUUAUACAGAUUGGUUACAUGAUGCAUGUAAUACUGACGAUGUUUAUUACACAUAUAAUGGGCGCAUAGUAAAUAAUAUGGAAGAAAUUCCUGAAUGUGCUUUGUUGAACGUGCACUAUCGUUUGCGCGGUGGUAAAGGGGGUUUUGGAUCUAUGCUACGGGCUAUUGGGAGUCAAAUCGAGAAGACAACCAAUCAUGAAAUGUGCAGAGACUUAUCAGGUAGGAGAAUGCGUGAUGUAAACCUGGAAAAAAAAUUAAAGGAAUGGUAUGCUACGGCUGACGAACGGGAACGUAAAAAAGCAGAGGAAUAUAUUGAAAGACGACGAAAACGUCAAGAACUAUUAAAACAGGGUCUUUUACCUGAACAUAGUUUUUCAGAUCGUGAAUAUGAACGACAGAAACGUAAAAUUGCUUACGAACUACGGGGAGCAUUAGAUAUAGCCAUAGAAAAUGUUAAGAAAGAAAAGAAACAAACGGAAGUCCAACCUGUAAUUUCCUCUGAAAAGCAACUGAAUGCAAAGCGUACUCGAUUAUGGAUUGAGGAAAUGGACAAAGAGCUGUCUUCGGGUUCUAGCGAUGAAGAAUUUUCGGCUAGCUCGUCAUUUGACAUUUCCUCUAGUCUUGCAAAACAAGAUGAUAAUUUGCCCGUAAAAGAUGAUACCAAAGCCAAAACGGAUUCUACAGAAAUCCUUAACAGUAUUAAAUCAGAUGUAAUCGUCGAAGAUAAAAAAGAAUCGCAAAGUGCUUGUAGAAAUACCACAAAAGAAACCGCACAACCUUUGACUGACCAACAGUUGCGUGAAGUAGAUACUGCUGAAAACCUCGAAGUGUUCGGCUUAGAUGUUCUUAAAGCAACCUUAAUGGCUCGGGGUUUAAAGUGCGGAGGGACGUUGAAAGAACGAGCUAGCCGUUUGUUUUCAAUCAAAGACUUAAGUUCCGAGCAAUAUCCUGCAAAGUUACUAGUGAAGAACAGAUAACUGAUUUGCCUGAGAUGCCUUUCAGAAAUUUAUGUAUAAUUUUAAAGAUUUGUUUUCGCAUAUAACAGUAUAUAUAUAUGCAUGC
Molecule: messenger RNA, 1455 nt
Organism: Schistosoma bovis
Lineage: Eukaryota; Metazoa; Platyhelminthes; Trematoda; Strigeidida; Schistosomatidae
Source: the annotation of a GenBank genome assembly